This is a messenger RNA of Prunus persica (peach), 759 nucleotides long. RefSeq lists its product as uncharacterized. The record is from RefSeq and is a predicted model, not a curated record. Bases 1 to 759 code for a protein of 252 amino acids. The transcript has 3 exons. NCBI's taxonomy places the organism in Eukaryota, Viridiplantae, Streptophyta, Magnoliopsida, Rosales, Rosaceae.
AUGUCAAAUCUCAUGAAGCUUGAGUUUGUGGCACUUGACAUUUCUGGCAAGAACUAUUUGACCUGGAUCCUUGAUGCUGAAAUUCAUUUGAAUGCAAAGGAUCUUGGAAAUACCAUCAAGGAAAGAAAUGAAGCAUCCCUACAGGAUCGCUUGAAAGCUAUGAUUUUCCUCCACCAUCUCCUUUAUGAAGGAUUGAAAUCUGAAUACCUUAAGGAUUUCAAAAUAGUGAAUGAGUAUAACUCAACAAUGUUCAAAACUGUCUCUCAAUUGAGGUUGUGUGGAGACACGUUUAUUGAUGAAGAUAUGUUGGAGAAAACAUUCACAACUUUUCAUGCAUCAAACAUGCUCCUGCAGCAGCAAUACCGAGAAAAAAGAUUUACAAAAUAUUCCCAACUGAUUUCAUGUCUUCUUGUUGCUGAACAAAACAAUGAGCUUUUGGUCAAAAACCAUAAUUCCCACCCAAUUGGCUCAAAACCAUUUCCUGAAGCAAAUGCAAGCAAUCAUGGCCGUGGUCAGGGUGGUAGUUAUGGUCGUGGUCAUUAUAAUUUUCGAAACCGAGGUGGUCACAAUCAUGCCUCAAAUAAGAAAAGUGCACCAUACCACCAAAAGUGGAAUGACAAUGAAGAAAAACAAGGAAAAGGGAAAGAACCAAGCGGCACAUUUGACCAUUCAUAUGGUGAUGGAAAUACCAAUGUUGGUGAUGAAAAUAUGAAGGAUGGUGAUGAUGAUGCCAAUGAUAGAAACCCCAAUAUUGACUAA